ACCUCUGUAACUGCCGGUUGGAGGCGGUCGAACCGCAGUGGCGAGAGACCGAGGCGGCGGAGCUAGCGGUGCUGGAGGCCUCUGUUUCCUCCUCUGGUCCCGGACGCGCUGCCCUAGAUUUAAUGCGUAGCGACUUCGGGUCAUCUCUCCUUUGCUUCUCGUAGGAGUCACAGUUAUUCGAUCAACAGCUCAGAAAAGGACGCGGUUCCCGCACAGGAGGCUUCAGCACCAGCACCCCGACCAUUGGGCGGCGGGAUGUCUGUGGUUGGCAUUGACCUCGGCUUUCUCAACUGCUACAUCGCUGUAGCAAGGAGUGGCGGCAUCGAGACCAUCGCCAAUGAGUACAGCGACAGGUGUACCCCGGCCUGUAUAUCUUUGGGAUCAAGAACUCGAGCCAUUGGAAAUGCAGCUAAGAGCCAGAUAGUCACGAAUGUAAGAAAUACAAUUCAUGGCUUCAAAAAGCUUCACGGGCGAUCAUUUGAUGAUCCCAUUGUGCAAACCGAAAGGAUCAGGCUUCCUUAUGAACUGCAGAAGAUGCCUAAUGGAAGUGCAGGAGUUAAGGUGCGGUACCUAGAAGAAGAGAGACCUUUUGCAAUUGAGCAAGUAACUGGAAUGCUGUUGGCUAAACUUAAAGAGACUUCAGAAAAUGCUUUGAAGAAACCAGUGGCCGACUGUGUGAUUUCAAUUCCUAGCUUUUUCACUGAUGCUGAGAGAAGAUCUGUGAUGGCUGCAGCCCAGGUUGCAGGUUUAAAUUGUUUGAGGUUGAUGAAUGAAACUACUGCAGUCGCGCUAGCAUAUGGAAUUUAUAAACAGGAUCUUCCCCCAUUAGAUGAGAAACCAAGAAAUGUAAUAUUUAUUGAUAUGGGACAUUCUGCUUACCAGGUCUCAGUUUGUGCUUUUAACAAAGGAAAACUUAAAGUCUUGGCUACCACCUUUGAUCCAUAUUUGGGUGGCAGGAACUUUGAUGAGGCUUUAGUAGACUACUUCUGUGAGGAGUUCAAGACCAAAUACAAGAUAAAUGUGAAAGAAAAUUCUCGGGCCUUGUUGCGUUUAUAUCAGGAAUGUGAAAAACUGAAGAAGCUAAUGAGUGCAAAUGCAUCAGAUCUUCCACUGAACAUUGAGUGUUUCAUGAAUGACCUUGAUGUUUCUAGUAAAAUGAACAGGGCCCAGUUUGAACAGUUAUGUGCUUCCCUCUUCACCAGGGUUGAGCCACCAUUAAAAGCAGUAAUGGAACAAGCUAACUUGCAACGUGAAGACAUAAGUAGUAUAGAAAUUGUAGGGGGAGCAACUCGAAUUCCUGCAGUGAAAGAACAAAUCACUAAAUUUUUUCUUAAAGACAUAAGUACCACAUUAAAUGCUGAUGAAGCUGUUGCAAGAGGAUGUGCAUUACAGUGUGCGAUUCUCUCACCAGCAUUUAAAGUGCGUGAAUUUUCUAUAACAGACCUUGUUCCCUAUUCAAUCACAUUAAGAUGGAAGACCUCUUUUGAAGAUGGAACUGGGGAAUGUGAAGUAUUCUGUAAGAACCAUCCUGCCCCAUUUUCAAAAGUCAUUACUUUCCACAAGAAGGAACCAUUUGAACUAGAAGCAUUUUAUACUAAUUUACAUGAAGUGCCUUAUCCUGAUCCAAGAAUUGGGAGCUUCACUAUUCAGAAUGUUUUUCCUCAGUCUGAUGGUGAUAGUUCCAAAGUGAAGGUUAAAGUUCGUGUUAACAUCCAUGGAAUCUUCAGUGUGGCCAGUGCAUCGGUAAUUGAGAAGCAAAAUGUGGAAGGGGAUCACAGUGAUGCUCCUAUGGAGACAGAAACUUCAUUCAAGAAUGAAAGCAAAGAUGAUGUGGAUAAAAUGCAAGUUGACCAAGAAGAAGGAGGGCAUCAAAAAUGUCAUGCUGAACACACCCCAGAAGAGGAAAUCGAUCAUACAGGAACCAAAACAAAGUCAGCUCCCUCAGACAAACAAGAUCGAUUAAACCAGACUAUUAAAAAAGGAAAAGUCAAGAGUAUUGAUCUGCCUAUACAGAGUAGCCUGUGUAGACAAUUGGGCCAAGAUCUUCUCAACAGCUACAUUGAAAAUGAGGGGAAGAUGAUAAUGCAAGAUAAAUUAGAGAAAGAAAGAAAUGAUGCUAAGAAUGCUGUUGAAGAAUAUGUAUAUGAUUUUAGAGACAAGCUGGGCACAGUCUAUGAAAAAUUCAUCACUCAAGAAGACUUGAAUAAACUGUCUGCAAUAUUGGAAGACACAGAAAAUUGGCUUUAUGAAGAAGGAGAAGACCAACCUAAACAAAUUUAUGUGGAUAAGCUUCAAGAACUUAAGAAAUAUGGCCAGCCUAUUCAGAUGAGGUACAUGGAACAUGAAGAGAGACCAAAAGCUUUAAACGACUUGGGAAAAAAGAUUCAACUUGUUAUGAAAGUGAUAGAAGCAUACAGAAACAAGGAUGAAAGAUACGAUCAUUUGGAUCCUGCUGAUGUGGAAAAAGUUGAAAAAUAUAUCAGUGAAGCCAUGAGUUGGCUGAACAGUAAGAUGAAUGCACAGAACAAACUAAGUCUCACUCAAGAUCCUGUGGUGAAAGUUUCAGAAAUAGUUGCGAAGUCAAAGGAACUGGAUAAUUUCUGUAACCCCAUCAUUUACAAGCCCAAACCGAAAGUAGAGGUUGCUGAAGACAAAGCAAAAGCUAAUAGUGAACACAAUGGACCAAUGGAUGGACAGAGUGGGACUGAAACUAAACCAGAUACAACAAAAGACAGCUCCCAGCAUACUAAGUCUUCUGGAGAGAUGGAAGUGGACUAAGUCUUAAAUUUACCUUCACAUAAUUCAAACAGUGCAAGCAACCACAAGGUCCAUUCUUCCUUUUACAUGUGGUACACACAACAUAUGUUCAGUUGUUCUUAA
Neomonachus schauinslandi (Hawaiian monk seal) is the source of this 2880-nucleotide messenger RNA. It is a transcript of the gene HSPA4L, whose product is annotated as heat shock protein family A (Hsp70) member 4 like. Lineage: Eukaryota; Metazoa; Chordata; Mammalia; Carnivora; Phocidae. Gene Ontology annotation, biological process: protein folding. Gene Ontology annotation, cellular component: nucleus; cytosol. Gene Ontology annotation, molecular function: ATP binding; ATP-dependent protein folding chaperone. The coding region runs from base 256 to 2778 and encodes 840 amino acids. The record is from RefSeq and is a predicted model, not a curated record. The transcript is spliced from 19 exons.